Molecule: messenger RNA, 5767 nt
Organism: Cuscuta epithymum
Lineage: Eukaryota; Viridiplantae; Streptophyta; Magnoliopsida; Solanales; Convolvulaceae
Source: the annotation of a GenBank genome assembly
CAAAAAAUUAUGAGAUUGGAACAAAAAAACUCCCAAAGGUUGGAACUUGGAAGUGGGUCUAAAACGAGCACGGAUCCUCUCCAGUAACUGGAUGCUUCCAGUUGGAGAGAGACAGAGAGGAGCGAAAUUAUGGUGAGGUAUGUUGGUGAGUAAGAUAGAAAAAAAGGUAGAGAUAAAUAGGAAAAAAAAAGAAAUGGAUAGGAGAUGGAGAAAAAAAAAUGGAGAGGAGCUGAACUAGUAGAAAACUACCCAUCCAUACCGUUUCCUCACUACAACUAGCAUCCACUCCGUUAGUUUACGCCUUAACGGAGGGGAGAAAAAAUUUGGCUUGAACCCCAGGUUGAAAGAAACGAAGAACACAAGGAGGCUACUUCAAUUACUCAGCCAGAGCAACGAAUUGGAGGGGACCUUGAUUCUACAGAGUGGUCAGAAAUUUUCCUUCCAAAUUUAGGCGCCACAGAGUGGCCAGAAAAUUUUCACCAUUGUUGAGACCAGCAAGUGAGAUAACUGGAUUUGGGUUAUUUGUUGAUAUUCUUUAUGGAAGACAAACUCUUAAUCCUAGUAUGCAAAGUGAAACUGUGAUAUCAGUGGGUUCUUCUGUACAACAGGAAACGAUUUUUUAUGAUGAUCUCAAGGGUUCCGAUCCUUGAUGAAGAAGCUACAAAGAAGAAAAAUGCCAAAUGGUCAAAGUGGCUGACGGAAUCUGUUAGUUUGUAGUGAGGAAACGUUAAAGAAGGGUAGUUUUAGACCCACUUUCAAGUUUAGGAGUAUUUGUUCCAAAAAAAAUAGAAUAGGGGUAUAUAUGUUCUCACACAAAUAGUAUAGGGGUAUAUUUGUGCCCUUUUCCCUUUCUCCAAACAUCAAAGAAAAUGCACUCAGCAACGGCCUUCUCCUUGCUCUCCUUCAUUCGGAAGCAGGAGUGCAACCGCCCAGCUAUCCAACAACUGCAUUCUCAUUUAAUUUUUGCGUCCGCUUGCGUUGUUUCUACCUCCACUCCGAUCAUCUUCACUCUCUGGAACUCUAUUCUCCGGCACUAUUCCCUCGGACCCUUCCCACAAGAAGCUUUGUUCCUAUUCAAGCACUUACAACACAAUCUGCCACAUGGGUUCUUUUUUGACAGCUUCUCUUAUUCUUUUCUCGUUAAAGCUGCCUCUAAUCUAUCCCGACCAUGUAUCGGGAAACAAGUGCACUGCCUCACCUUUAAAUCCGGAUUUCAGGCUCAUGUUUAUGUGCAAACCGCCUUGGUGGAUAUGUAUGCUAGCUGUCGAUGUCUGGUGGAAUCACAUAAUGUGUUUGAAGAAAUGCCUGUGAGGAACAGUGUGACCUGGAAUGCCUUUAUGACUGGGCUGAGCAAGUGGGGUGAGCUUAGGUUAGCCCGGGCUGUUUUUAAUAGGAUGCCGGAGAAGAAUCUGGUUACUUGGACGGGUAUGAUUGAUGGGUACACACGAACAGGUAAGUUUAUUGAAGCGUUGUUGUUGUUCCGCGAAAUGGUUGUGUCUGAGGGGAUUAAACCAAGCGAAGUGACUCUUUUAACAAUUUUCCCUGCUAUUUGGAAUGUUGGGUAUCUUGAAUCUUGCCAAAUGCUUCAUGCUUAUGGGGAGAAAAGUGGGAUCAACUCUUUUGAUAUCCGCGUUAUGAAUUCACUUGUAGAUGCAUAUUCCAAGUGUGGGAGCAUACAGUGUGCCUCAAAAGUUUUUGAUGACAUAGCAGAUGAUAGUAGGAAUCUAGUGUCAUGGACAUCAAUUAUAUCAGGAUAUGCGAUGUCUGGCAUGGCCAAAGAAGCUUCAGAUUGUUUUAUAAUGAUGCAGAGUGCACAUAUACAACCAAAUCAGGUUACACUUUUGAGUGUUCUACAUGCCUGUAGUCAUGGUGGUUUGGUGGAUGUAGGAGUUGAAUUUUUCAGAAAGAUGGUAAAUGACUUUGGUCUUCAACCCAAUAUUAAACAUUAUGGAAGCUUGAUAGACAUGCUGGGGAGAGCAGGGAGAUUAGAAGAAGCUGAAAGGGUAGCUUUAGAGGUACCCAAUGGGAUCUCUAAUGCUGUGAUGUGGAGAACACUUUUGGGCGCUUGUAGUUUUUAUGGAAAUGCUGAAUUAGGGCAGAGAGUUAUGCUAAAGGUUUUGGAGUUGGAAAAAACAUAUGGUGGUGAUUAUGUACUGCUCUCUAAUAUUUUUUCCAACAGUGGUAGGUAUAUAGAUUCUGAGGGGGUGAGGAGAUUAAUGAAUGAAGAAAAUGCCCAGAAGGUUCCUGGCCUUAGUUUUGGCUAACAAGAAACAAAUGGUCUUGAGGGGGGAGGGGGUUCGCUGGGCCAACAUCAUGUGAGGAAUGGGUGAAGAACCAGCCCAGAGCCAGUUGUGCGCUGGAUGACCUUAACGCGUGCAAAAAUGGAAGGGAGAAUGAAUGAAAUUGAGCGGAUUCAACGAGAAAUGGCUGCAACCAUGGAGGCGAACAGGGUGACGAUGGAAGCCAAUUUCUGAAGGGACUGAAGAGAGAUAUUAGAGCUGAAUUGAAAUUAUACAGUACCAGAACUCUAGCUAAGGUCAUGGAUGUAGCCUUGUUGAUUGAGAAUAAAAACAAUGAAGUCAUGAUAAAGAAGAACAAAGAAGAAGGCAAGAAGAGGUGGAAUGGGAAAACUGGAUCUGAGAAUCAACAGCAGAAUUGGGGACAUAGUAAUAAGUGGAGGAGCAACCCUAAUGCUACCCCAGGUUAUGGGAAUAUCAUACAGGAGAGUAAACCACCUGACAAUGCGAUAACUCAGAAUGUUAAGCACAAUGGCCCCAGAUUAUCACAAAGUGAAUUAUUAGAAAGAAGCAGGAAAGGCUUGUGUUUCAAGUGUGGGGAAGAUUGGAGUAAAGGACAUGUAUGCAAGAUGAAGAAUUAUAGAAUGAUGUUAGUGGAACAAUCUGAGGAGGAGUCUGAAUCAGAAGCUGAAUCACUGGAGCAUGGAGAUGAUAAAACUAUACCUCUGGAAUUGAAGACUAUGCAGUUAUCUAUGUUAAGCAAAGAGGGAAUACCUUCUCUGAAAACAUUUAAGGUAAAAGGGAAAAUGAAGUGGCCUGAUGGGGAACAAACAGUUAAUGUACUUAUUGAUAGUGGUGCAUCGCACAAUUUUAUCUCACAAGAAUUGGUGGAAAAAGGAAAGAUACCUUAUACUGCAAUGCUGGGAUACAAAGUGCAAAUUGGCAAUGGGGAGUGUAUACCCAACUGUGGUAAGUGUGCAGGAGUGGGCCUGAAUGUGCAAGGUGUUGAGAUUCAGCAGACCUAUUACUUAAUAGAGUUGGGAGGCACUGAUGUAGUUCUUGGUAUGGAGUGGUUGGCUGCAAUUGGAGAUAUGGAAGCGAAUUUCAAAGAUCUGAUCAUUAAGUGGAAGCAACAGGGGGAUACCUGCACCAUUAAAGGAGACUCAGCAUUGAAUCAAAUGGAGGUGUCUUUAAAAACUGUGGUGCACAUCUCAAAGCAAACAGGAGAUGGGUUUUUGCUGUGUAAUGAAGGUCAAAUGAGUAUGCUGAAGCAGGGUCAAAGUACAGGAGGAGAGUGGGCCAGUGUGAUAGCUGAAUUUCCAGAAGUGUUUACUUCUCAAUUAAAAUUCCCUCCAGGAAGAGAUUGUGAUCAUGCCAUAAACAUCAAGGAAGGGGCAAGAAUUUCUAACUGGAGGCCCUACGGGAGGACAUACAAUUAUUCUAAGGAAGACAUAAGAGAGCCUUUUUCAACAGGUGACUCAGGCCCUUGGUUAUUGAGCAGUGGAAAUGGCAAGAAUAACUAUGCAGAAACUGGUGAAAGAAAGAUGGUCUCCAACGAUGUAACUUCGGGGAGUUUUUGUCUCCAGCCUCUAUUCCGGUUUGCGGUGCAAGAAGUGAUAAUGAAGUUCCAGCAUGUUCUGAAGCUCAUGGUACCACUACUAGGGAAAUAUUGGGAAGGAAGAGGUGAAAGAUGGAAAUGGAAGUGGAAGAUGGCUGACUCCUCUUACCCACCUUGAGGACAAGGUGGUUGUUUAGGAGGGGAGUAUUGUUAGGAACAUAGAUAUUAAUACUAAUAAGUGGGUCUGUUAUAUUGGACCUAUUAUUAUAGAUAAUAAUAAGAGGGCUUGUACUAUAAAUAGAAAAAAGAGGGAAUGCAAUAGGGGAGGCUGUUAGAUGCUUGGGACUGGGACUGGGAAGGAUCGAGUAUAAUCUCUUUCCUUUGGGACUUGUGUACUGUUUACCUUGCUUGAAUAAAGUUGCAGAUUUGUUCUUGAGCUAAUUUCCCUGUAGAUUAGUUCGAAUUUUCUAUUGAUUUCUGUUCUGAACCUGCGCUUCCCUAUCACUGCCUUAGCUUACUGUUUGUUCAAUUAUUUGCAGUUAUAUUAGAGGAUCUUAUUUGCAGAGUAGCAAAAUGAGUGGCAAAUCAUAUCCUUCCAUUUUCCAUAUUGCUAUUCACAUUUUAUCUGUCUUCUUUUUGUUCAGGCAUGGGACUUCAUACUGCAGAAAUUGAUGCUACAGCCAAAGCUUAGACAGUUGUGCUAUUUGGGCUUGUAAGAACAAUGAAAUAUGAACUAAUUCUUGAUGUUUGUGGAAAUAAUAUCCCGUGUGUCAUUGUCAGGGCCUAACCACCAAUGCUCAAAAAGCAAACUUAGGACAUCCAUGCCAGCUCCGCCCAUAAUGUCAGGAGGUAAAUGAUCGAUCUAAAAGAAGAGCAGUGUGAUGUCCUUUCACAGUGUAGAACACUAGAACCUGGGUGGGAAGCAUUGCACGCACUUAUGGAUGCCUUGGAAACAUCUCUACUUUUAACGUUAGAGGUAAAGUCUACAGGCAUCUCAUCUCCCCACACCCCACUUAACUGGUGUAUCACUGGUUGGUUUAUUAUGUGGAACUGUGGAAAAGAUUUCAAUUAGUACCACUCCAUGGAUGAUUACUCUUUUUAUAACUAAAAAAUAAAUGUGCAUAUUUUUUAGUGCAUGUAUCAAAAUGAACUAUAGAAUGUUCAUAAUCAUUUGAUCUUGAAUAGUUGAAUCAAACGGUUGAAGAUUUAUUCUCUAUGGAUGAGUAUCUCCCUUUUGUGUACCCAGUAAGUAUUUGAAACCAUACCUAUACACACAUUGUGUGUAAUGCUCCACACAUAUAGUUUUAACCCAUUUUGCGAUGGACACCCAUUUCCUAUCUUACGCAAUGCAGGUUACAAGCUCCCUCCUGAAUGCGCUCUUCUCCCAAUAGCUUCAAGGUUAUGAGUUUAACGUUUCUAAAGGUUUGUGAAAAGAGUGGGCUUAUAAGAUCGAGUUCAAGGCCGAGGUCAUUCAUAUGAAGGGAGGAAGAUCUUAGUUUUUUUUAUGUAUGACAGAAGAUAGUUUCAAAAUAAAAGCUGUAGCAAGAAACACCCAAAUUAGGAGACCCAACUAAAAAAGGAAACAUAUUGUAGCAAGACUAAUAGCCUUAGGAAUUAAAAGAUGUUCUAAACCAGAAUAGGUAAAUAACCAUAAUUAUAGAAAUGACAUUCUUGCUGUCCAAUCUAACCAAUUUGGGUUCCUCCCUUGUCCCACCUGGGGCUCAGCACUGCAUGGCGCUGAUAAGACUGUCCACAAAAUGAAUCACAUAAGUUUGUUUGAAAAAUAUAAAAAAUCUUGUAGUUUUUUAUUUCAUUUCUUCAUUACCACCCUUUGUUCCUUUUUGAGGAGUUUAUUUCCAACUUGAUAAAUGCCAAAAAAGAAAUGAAUUGCUUAAAUGUAUGAUGAGAUGAAAAUGACUCUCUUCUCUUGUUUCUUUUCCUAUAUUCUUUUUCUUUUUUGUUAAAGUAGCUG